AGUCCUUGCAUCCAUGCACAUCCGGACCAUGCAGUGAGUCUGAUUCUGAUUGAGUGUACUACAAAGACUACCAAGAUGAAGUGUCGUUACGCGGUACGGAUUCUGCUCUGCUGUUUGCCGUUGUUAUUUGGAUUCAAUAGCCCUGCAGAACUAAGCGACAAAAACAAUGGACGCGAAGGAACAAGAACUGGGUCAACACUUACAUCUUCGAUUGGCUCGACAUCCACCUUGGGUCGGACAUCAUCAAGAAAAAGCACGCGAUUACCAGCGAGGACCACAUCUACAAGAAGAUUGCUAGGAACAAUAAGUGGUCGUGACAGAACAUCCUUUCCGCGGCCAACCAGAACCUCUACUGCUACCGAAGCUCCCAGGGAUAUGGCCGUGCCGCGGAGCCUGCAGCGACUUCUACAUCCACUGAUCCGAAUCAUCUGGUUAUCCCUCUUACCCAAGCCAUGCACUUGUUCCAGCCCUACAAAAAACAAUGAUGCAAUUCAACAAGUAGACGAUUUACAGAUAGGCCCUUGCGUUCCCGUGGAGCAGAUGGAAACGCUCAUCAAGGGGCUGCAUGGAGCCACUUCUGCGGUUUUGAAGGAUCUUGCAGAGAUCUCUAGGUUUUGGCCACCAUUUCUUGACCGCAGCAGCCUCCUGAACGUUCUAGUUAUGAUUAUAGUGCAACUUUGAUAAUGAAGCUAUCUGACUGGACCCUAAAGUUCACUUGAGUACUCUUGUCCAAGGAAUAGAGUCUUAAUUCUGGCACGCAUUGAAAAUGAAGACUCGAUUGCUCCUUAUCUAUCAAAGAGUUUUCUGCUUUUUUCGUCUUCGUCCGAUUUGAUCUAAUCCCAAAACAGUAAAGAUGGGCGAUACUUCUUUGGCAUUAGCGGAAGCACAGCUGUUGGAAAAGCCUGAAGAUCGUGCCUUGUUGAGUUUUGCGAUGCACUUGGCUACUGAUUGGGCCCCUGGAGGACCGAAGACCGCUAUAGGCAACACAGACAUCGCUUUGAGGUUCGAAGACGACACUGGAGUAGAUCGCAGAGGUUACCACGAUACCGUACUAGCCGAAGGAGUGAAAGGUCUUGCUCAGGUGGAUGUGCCGCACAAAGAUAUUAUGGGAGAAGAAGAGAAUGACGAUCCUGUUGGCGAAAAUGAUGAUGAUGUUGGCAAAGAUGAUACAACUGGUGCAGCCGGGGAUGAGUCGCGACCGCUGUUGCGUUUUCUCACUCCAGCAAAGAAGAGCUAUCGUGUGCCACUUCUUGCACAAGAGGCAUCGAAGAAGAAGUUGCAGUUGUGCUUCCGCAACAGCGUGAAUCCUGGGUCUUGGAACUACCUGGCCAUUGCAGGUGGAGCAGGGGGCGCAGCGUUGCUCUGGAGUACGAUCUUGUCGACGUGUAUAUUUAUGGGAGGUGGUUCUAUCUCUAUAAUGUCAAGCGCGCAGUCUGGGGCCCCACUGCAGUGUACAUGCGUGAAGUAUGCAAAUCGAGAACGCGGGAAGCGCUUUGCGAGCAGAGUAAAGGCUCGAAGCAGGGGCCUUCCGGGAAGAGGGGCCAAGAUGGGUGGUAGGCAGGGACUCGCCACCGGCCGGCCCAUGCACGCCAAACAGGCCGAGCAAUCGGCGGAGGCGAAUCUGAGGGCGGUAGCUGAGGCCAAAAAGACCACGGGGCAAGCAAUAGGGGAGAACGCGAAGGGGGGUCGCGAUGGGGAACGCGCGUGCUGUUCGUUGGGGUUAUUCGUGGGGCCGGUCUCGUGGGUGGGUUCGGGCUUUGAUGUGAAUGCCCUCGAGUAGUGGGGCGGCUGGCAUUGCAAGAAUGGGCCAGACGGGUGCGGACGGCGCGUGUGCUUUAGUGGGGGGCCGAAUUGUUUGAAGCGCUGCCUCCGUUGGACCUUGCGGGCAGCUGCGGCAACGAGGAGCGCGCCGAGGGCGAAAACCUGAGCAGAACCGCGGCGCGCGCCAGGCCCUCCCAAUAGUCUGGGGGCUCGCCCAGAAAACCGGCGCUGGGGGUGUGCCGCUUUUUUUUUGAUCAGCAGGCCCAUGAAGUCUGCUGGCGUUAGCUCUGCACUGAAAUGGAUAGCCCCGCGGCAGUGCUGCGGCGUCAUGGCAGGGCUGCUGGCUUUCCUCGCGGCGUUCGCAAGUAUGAGGGUGCUGGCGGAUAAGGCCAAAGGGGUGACAGUGAGCCGGGGCAUCGAUGUCGUGGCGUAUUUGACUGUGAAGGAAUUGGAAGGGGCCAAACAGCUGCGCGCAGCGGCGGAAAGUUGGAGCAAGCGGCCCCACGCACCGCAGAGGCAUGACGCCGCCGGCUUGGUGAGGAGUAACAGAGCGGGAGAAAGUGGGGAGAGUAGGGGAAUGCGCGUAGAAAUCUGCACCGCUGCAAAGUGUGCCCGAGAUUUUGCGCGCUGAGGUGUCUUAGGUUGGCUGGCGGGAAAUUUGGACGGCGGUCGAUUCUUGUUGUCAGUGCCAAGGCAUCGAACGCACCUCAAGCAACCGGAUAGAGAUAGGCGGGGCGGCUUGCUUCGGCCAUAUCGAUUGCUGCUGGCGGUCUCGCCUUCCGUGGCGCGUGGGCUCUGGCUCUAUACCCACCAGAGGCUGGGGCGCUUGUUGGGGCAGUUUGGCGGGACCCACGAGGCCCGAGAGGAAAAAACCCAGCGGGCCCACGAUCUCGCGAGCGUGAGGCACCUCCGCGCGCUAUGUAUGUUCGUCCACGGGUUGCAUGCGGAAGCAAUGGCUUGCGGCUUGGUGUCGGGGCAUCUAGUACAUGUGGCGCGUAAAGUUCAAGAAGGGCCCCCAAGAAGCGGAACGGCGGCUCUGUUUGCAUGGUGACACCGAGCGCAGUCGACGCGCGUGCGAGUGCAGGCGUGUGGGCUUAGUUCUUCUCCCAAGCUCGGCAGCUGUGAGAAAUCUCGUCCGCGCCAGACUACUCCAAGGAAGAAGCUGAAGCGGGUAGGAGGGCACGCGUGUGAAGAGUGUCCAAAUUAUCGGCAAGGGCGCUGCCGGCAAGGUGGGGGGAGCCGCGCAGUAUAAGAGGCGGGGCCCCCUCGCAUGUCAUGGGUGAGCACUUUGAAGACAAGGCAGAAAGGCGCACAAGCGAGAACACCGCUGCAGCCGUGCCGUGGAGUAGCGUGCCGGCUAAUGCCAGCGCAAGAGGCUAAGGGGGGCGCCUUGUUUGCGCGGGGGCGCAGCGUGCGGGCUACAGGCUGGCGGGGGAUGGUGCGCCACUGUCUCGCCUGAGGUAGCUGGCUGAAGGCUCGGAGGACAUUCGGCGCGUGUGCAGCGACCUGAGAUACUUGCAGCCGCCACCGGUGUGAGGGUGGUGGCUGGGGGUGGGCGUUGUUUGUCAUGGGAGCAAGUCGCUCCUCUAUUGUAGUCGUGGCAGUGUGUCUUUGGCUUGCUCCAUGAGGCUCAGCCAAUUGCUUUGCUGUGUAUUCUGUACCUAGCCAGCUAUGUAGCUAGCAAGUUUCUGGGGUUUUUCGCGUAAUCUCACCCAGCCAGGCAGGCAUCACCCCGCAAAUUUUUCGUGUCUGGCUCGCUGUGGCUCGCUGUUUGCUUGAAUUGUUCCCAUGCUGCGGGUAUCGGUGUGAGGCCCUCCCGCUUCGUCGCGUGGCUGAGCGGCUUGCGGUUCCUUUUUGUUGUUGUCGUAGGCGUGGCGUGCUGUAAUUAAUGCGAAGCGAGCGUACUUAUGUUGGCGCAGAGGAUGCGCCAUGCACGCGAGAUGCUGCGCGAAAUUUUCGCCAAAGUGAGUAUGAGAUUCUUAGGAACAGAGAGAAUCGUCCCUGCUCAGUCUAAUGUAUGCCACCUGCGAAUGCGGGCGCGCCACCUAAGUGAAGAGCUUCGUCGCGAGGAGCGGGGAGUUGGUGCGAGCGGUUGUACGAAUGAUCGGAGCCUCAGCUGUUCGCCUUCGGAUGAGGCAUGCACAACAAACGAAACUGCAGAUUUUAUGACGAGAAACAGAACUGCACACUUCUGCAGUUCGCAGAGGGUUUCGCACUUCUUAGUUAGGUGCAACGGUAUAAUAUAUCGGUCGCCUUCUUAUUUCUCGUGAUUCUUGUACUUUUUAUUCAUCAUCAAUCUCAUCAGCCCUUCAGAGGUUCUGCGUAAGUAGCCUUAUUCAUGCUUACUUUAUCUCUUUAUGUAGUGUCUGCGUCUGAAGUUGAGUCUUGUUUUCAUGAAAAGCUCAGGUUUGGAAGUGACCAUUGGACGUCUCGAGAAAUGGGCAGAACAACUCCGGCGGCAGCGCGAAGAGGACCAGAGCCGCCGACGUUUGGCUUGUUCUUCAUCUAGUGGACUCGAUAUUAUGCACGAGUUAUCUUUACCGAGUAUUGGAUCCAAGAAAAUCCAAGUUUCCACAGGUUUUGUCUUCGAAUCAUGAAGAAGUUGUAGGUCCUCGUAGUGAAACGUAUCCUCAUAUCCGACUUACCGUCUUCACCACCAAAUUGAAAAAAGAGAAACCUUCUCAACAACAUGAAUCUUCCAUCUAAACCAAGAGAACGCAGUUUCACAGACAUCAUCUCAGCCAAGGAUGAACGGAGACGCAUCCCAAGCGACAGCACCACGCGAGUUGAUGUUAAGAACACUGUAUAUGCACGUGACUAA
Amoebophrya sp. A25 is the source of this 4582-nucleotide messenger RNA. The record is from the annotation of a GenBank genome assembly. NCBI's taxonomy places the organism in Eukaryota, Dinophyceae, Syndiniales, Amoebophryaceae.